CUUGGACUGUGAUACAUGAAGUCAUCGCGUGUCUCCACAAUUCGCAUGAAAGUAUCUGAUCUGGCCAGAGAACGACUUGACCACGACCUUUAAUCUGGCCUUCACGCGCUUCCUACGUACCUAACUAACUAACUAACUAACUGACUGCUUUCCGCUCAUGAACCACCCGCUGCUCUUCCCACUCCUGCUGCUGCUGCUGCUCGAAGCGCGGCGAUGCAGCGCGUAUUGGCUCAUGGCUGCGAACAACAUCCUCACCUCGCAGCGCCUCGACCCCGUCGUGUCCCCCGGGCGCGUCUCGACGCACGUGCACUCCGUGGUGGGGGGCAGCAACUUCGGGCUGAACACGUCGACGGCGGCGCUGCGCGCGAGCGCGUGCACGUCGGUGCCGAUCCCGGAGGACAGGUCGGACUACUGGUUUCCCUGCUGUUCGGACCGGGGGAGUGCGGCUGAGUCGGUGGAUGACAGGUGGUCGAAUGGGAGCUUCACGAGUGCUGACUGGGGGUCGAUAGCUGUGAGCUGCGCUUGUUUCGGUGAGACCGGAGGCCCUUCAACGAGGCGCACAGACUAUCUGUUCAACAACACGCCGGGCGCGACGACGGCCUUCCCCGACGACGUUGAGUCAUUUGCCGCACCCCACGCCGCUGCUGAUCAUAGCUAUUCCAGUUCCGGAUGCUCUCUGGUGCCCAGCGACCCCACGCUGCGCACGCUGGACCCUUCCUCUUCUGCGCAGCAGGCGGUCACAUUUCUCUGCCUCGACUUCAACGGCAAGUCGAGCCGGUACAACGAGCUCCCGCGCGGGAUCAGCUGUCCGUCGGGGAUCCGCUCGCAAAUCAACUUCCCGAGCUGCUGGAACGGGAAUGACACGGACUCGCCGGACCACAAAUCACACGUCGCCUUUCUAAGUACCGGGCCAGACAACGGGACGUGCAGCGAUCCCGGCUUCCCUGUGACGCUCCCGCGCAUCUUCAUGGAGGUGUACUGGAUCUCGCAGGUGUUUGAGGGGCAGCGCAAGCAGGCCAUGACGCCGAGCCAGCCCUUCGUAUUCGCACACGGAGAUCCAACGGGCUACGGGUACCACGCCGACUUCUUCAACGGCUGGCAGCCGAAUGUGCUGCAGAACGCGCUGGACCGGUGCAACUGCAACCCGUACGGGGACCCGACGUGCUGCGUCUCUGCGGGGAUCUUCGGGCUGAACCAGUCUGCGCAGUGCUACAUCACGAACUCGGUGGACGAGCCCACUUUGGGGACGCUCGACACGCUGCCCGGUAAUAACCCGAUUCAAGGUGUGUCUCCAUGCGCCGUACGAGCAGGUCUCAUUUUGAUUCGAUUCGAUUCCGCAGCCCCGUGCUACCAAAACUACAUCGACCCGACAACGCCCCCGAUUCUGUCCCCCGUGUCCGUAUACACGACAUCCACGACCCCGGGGAUGCCCUCCGGGACGGUGGCCACCGCCGCGCAGACGGCCGACGUGACGCAGACCGCGAACGGGUCGUGCAUCCGGCCCGGCGCCGCGCAGCGGUCGGCGCCUCAUGCCGCGGUCGGGGUGGCGGCAGCGGCGAUUGUGACCGUGGUCCUGGUGGUGGCGGGCUGUUUCUGAGUUGCGGUUAUGCCGACGACGUGUUCCAUUGUACUUUACAUACACAUCGCAUCAUAAGUCGUCCAAUGGAUACCCAGUUUCUG
This is a messenger RNA of Mycena citricolor, 1680 nucleotides long. The record is from the annotation of a GenBank genome assembly. NCBI's taxonomy places the organism in Eukaryota, Fungi, Basidiomycota, Agaricomycetes, Agaricales, Mycenaceae.